Messenger RNA from Diorhabda sublineata, 2856 nucleotides. It is a transcript of the gene Wdr59, whose product is annotated as GATOR complex protein WDR59. The record is from RefSeq and is a predicted model, not a curated record. Gene Ontology annotation, molecular function: protein binding. NCBI's taxonomy places the organism in Eukaryota, Metazoa, Arthropoda, Insecta, Coleoptera, Chrysomelidae. The transcript is spliced from 8 exons. The coding region runs from base 152 to 2803 and encodes 883 amino acids.
GAAAAGAAGAAGAAGACAAGUUUCUUGAGGUUAUAUUUCGGUUGUCAUUUUAUGUUUAUAAUGUAAACAAAAUAGUGUGUUUUUUAAUGAAAUACAAACAAUACGUUGUUUUAAUUAGUUUUUAAGCAUAAAAAUUACCGAAACCGGUAAAAUGUCGUCUACUUGGAACGGUGAAUAUUACAUCGCUUUAGAAUGUAAAGAUUUACAAGCUAAUGCAAUGGCGAUUGACUCCACAGGAAAUAUCGUUUUACUCGCUGGUCGGAGAUAUUUAGCGAUAAGAAAUUUGGAAGAUUGUGGAAGUCCAGAAUUUCAAAAAUUUCCCAGACAAAGUAAAUACGAUGUCGGUGCUGCCGAAUGGAAUCCCACGCAUUACCACAAGGAAUUGUGUGUUAUUUCAAGUAAUCAAAGAUUGGACGUUCUUACUUGGAGGUUAGACGAGCUCAUAGCCACGUUUUCAGUUCGUGCCCAUACACGAGUUAUAACCGAUUUAAACUGGCAUAAAUUCGAUCCUAACCUUCUAGCUUCGUGCUCAGUUGAUACUUUUAUUCACCUUUGGGACCUCAGAGAUUCCAGAAGACCGACUUUGUCGUUAUCUGCUAUAGCUGAAGCAUCCCAAGUUAAGUGGAAUAAAGUUUCUACACACCUUCUAGCUACAGCUCAUGAAGGUGAUAUCAAAAUUUGGGAUCAGAGGAAAGGUACUGCACCCGUACAGUAUAUAGCCGCACAUUUAUCCAAAAUACACGGUCUUGAUUGGAGCCCUACGUCCGAAAAUCACAUUUGUUCAUCCAGUCAAGAUAAUACUGUGAAAUUUUUCGAUACCACUAACCCUAGAAGGGCGGAAUGUGUGUUAACUACCAACGCCCCAGUCUGGAGAGCAAGAUAUACCCCGUUCGGUACCGGUUUAGUCACCGCGGUGGUACCCCAAUUAAGAAGAGGGGAAAAUAGUUUGUUAUUGUGGAAUACUGCUAACCGCGCAACCCCCAUGCAUACUUUCGUCGGUCACCGCGACGUAGUGCUGGAAUUUGAAUGGAAGAAACAGACCCCCGGGGAUUCUAACUUCCAACUCGUCACGUGGUCCAAAGAUCAAACUUUAUUGGUGUGGAAAAUCGAGCCUUUCAUUCAGAAGUUGUGCGGCUACGAACCUGUUGAUCCAAGGGAAAGAAAUGAUUUGGGAAGAGACACCGUGGACAGUUUUAAGCUGUUUAAAAAAGCUUCUCCGAAAAUUCAGCCUCUGCAGCAGGAAUUUUCUUUGCUUAAUGUACAUAUUCCUAAUUUAGUUAUAAAAAGAAUGGAUUCCAUAGCUCGAUAUGUGUUAGUUAGUGCUGCUGUGAAUAAUUUCAAUGUUCAUUUAAAGGUUAGUUUUCCCAGUGCUUAUCCACAUGGGGUACCACCAGGAUUUGAAGUUAUCAAAGAAGGCUCAAACAUAAACGAAUCAAUAAUAAUUCAACUUCUACAAAUGUUGAAACACUUAGCCCAACAAAGGGUAUCAAAAAACAGAACGUGCUUAGAACCGUGCUUAAGACAAAUGGUAACUACUUUAGAACAACUGAGCACCGACAACGAAAACAAUCGACUCUACAACAGACCCUACCUCGAACCAUCGAGCCUCUUUUCCGGCUAUAACGACGCCUACAUACCCUUCCCGAGGACGUCGGGGGCGAAGUUCUGCUCGGUAGGAACAUUAGUUUGUUUCAACAGACCGAUGUUUUCGCGACGAUUGUCCACCAAAAUGGACGCGACUCCGCGAAUCGUGCCGACCACCCCCAGAGCCCUAUCGGCCUUGGAAAACAUCUACUCGAAACGAAACGACGACAUGACGGUUUCCGCUUUCUAUUACCAGAGACAGAGGUCGAGGGUUAAACAGAAUUAUUCGAAAAUCACCAAAGCCGUCGUGCAUAUUUACGAUACUAUGGGCCUGUCGUUCGUCAAUCGACAGUUGGCCGAAGAAUAUAUUUUGGACGGCGACGUCGGGACUAUCUGUAAACACAACGCGGCCGCCGCAGCGGUCGUCGGUCGGUGGGAUCUCGUGCAAGCUUGGACUUUAGCGGAAUUGGUCGCCGGGCCUCAACAAGCCGACGAAGAAAAUCUGUGGAACAAUCAUCCGUUCGGAAAUAAACUCAUGCAAUCAUUAAUUUCGCAUUACGCUUCUCAACACGAUGUACAGAUGGCGGCGAUGCUGUGUUGCAUUUUUGGUAAAGAACACGACGUAUCGAGUAGAAAAUCAUCUUUAAAAUCCCUCUUACCUCAAUCUCAAUUAGUGCCUGGGAAAAAAUGGUUGAAGUCUGAAGGUUCUCCUUAUCACACGAUCCCAUCGGCGGACGUCGUAGCUGACGGUUGGGUAUUGCCCAUGAUGCGAACGACGCGAUCCUCGUCGUUAGACAAUUUGACUAUCGAAGGCCCCAUCCGAAUACCCCCCCCAAAAACGAUACCGAACUCAAUGUACGAAUAUUACAAACUCGCUUACGCCGAAACGUUACACAGAUGGCAACUGAUCUACAACCGAAUCGAAGUUCUCAAGUACAUGAGCGUCGUACCCGAACCGCACAAAGGCGUCGAGUUCGUUAGCGAAUGUAAAGACUGUUUGAAACCGACCAGAUUCGGUAACUGCAAAACUUGUAGAAAGUUGACGAUGAAGUGUAUCGUUUGCGAUAUAUCCGUUAGAGGGUCUGCUAAUACUUGCGCUUACUGCGGUCACGGGGGUCACACGAAAUGUCUCAAAUGGUGGUUUUCGUUCAAAGACAUCUGUCUAACGGGAUGCGGGUGUAAAUGUUUGAUAGAGGCGGCGGAAAUAUUCACCGCUUAGUCGACAAAAAAAAAUAUGUGAUAUUUCUUUAAAAAUAUAUUUAUGAAAACAAA